GCGCGGUGCGCUCGAGCGCGAGUCGGCAAAGGACGCGUUCCACCUCGAGUCCGUCUGGGAGCUGCUCUCCCAACUCAAGGACACGCAGAUGGAGCAGGCGACGCAGAGCAGGCCGCAGGACGGAGGGCGCACCACGCAGCUGGCGGCGCUCGAGGCUGCCUUCGCGCCGCACGUGCCGCUCGUCCGAGCCGCGCGCGCCCGGCUCACGCGCGACCACGAGGCGGCGGACCCGGGGACGGUGGUGUCGGUGGCCGUCUUCUUCAAGACGGCGGGCGAGCUCGCGCUGCUCGCGCAGGACUACGCCUUCGGCGCGGAGCUGCUGCACGAGGCGCUGCGCACCUUCGCGCUCGUGCAGGGCUUCGACUGCUCCUCGCUCGUCGAGGGCUGCCACUCCCUCCUUCAGAUUGCAGACGCGAACCGCGGCUAGGUCGGUGUUCGGCUGUUCGCAGGAGCGGGACGAGGGGGGGGAGGGAUAGGGACCUCGGACCAACUCGAGUAGUCUUCAAUCAUCACAGGACAGGAUUGUUUCUGAGAUCAGGGAUGACGAGAGUUGUUUCUCCCUUGCGAGUUGUCUUGGAGCUAUCGAAAUGUAAGGUGGAAGAAGGUGAAGUAAC
This is a messenger RNA of Emiliania huxleyi CCMP1516, 614 nucleotides long. RefSeq lists its product as hypothetical. The annotation marks the transcript as partial. The transcript is spliced from 2 exons. The record is from RefSeq and is a predicted model, not a curated record. NCBI's taxonomy places the organism in Eukaryota, Haptophyta, Isochrysidales, Noelaerhabdaceae.